UUGCUUGGCCUUCUUCCUUUUUCACCAUUGUAGUCUGACGCUGUCGAAUAGCCUACCGUUACGAUUUCAGGCUGUGGAUGUCCAAUAACUUCUCUAUAGGUGUUACCAACUGCACAAUUUCAGCUGGUGGAUGGAAUCAUUUGCAGGUGAAUGUCCAUUGACUCAUUAUAAAUGACGCCAACGUGCUCAUCGAAUGAUUGAGAUAGAGAUUACGAGUGGCGAUCCAUAAUCGCCUACAAAUUUCAUUUUACUGAGGAUGUGUUUCAAAUUGAUGGUUUAGGAAAGCGGGAAAUCAAUUUUCCUUAUGUGAAACGAGACCGUUCAUUUCCCAUCCACAGAAAGCAAGAAGAAAAAAAGCUUCCGGGAAUACUUCAUCGCAGGCAUAUCGCCACGUGUCACAGACAUAGCUUCGAAACUUACUUAGCCACUCAAUAUUUCGUAGGAAAAAUAAUCCAACCUUCAGGUUCUUCCUUCUAACCCGUCAGGCAAACCCGAAGUAUUGUUGCAGAAGGAUGUGAUAUGGCGGGAGCCAUUAACCUUUGCGGUUCCAAGUCAGCCGCAUUACAGAAUCUAGCAGUGUCUUUCAAGGACCCAAAUCACGGUUUCCUUGGUGGGUCAUCGUUGAAGGUCAAGGAUCUCUGUUGGGAAUCCAAACCCAGAUACUCCAGGAGCAGAAGACGCGCAAAAAGACUGGGGCUAGUAGUUGCUGCUGUAGAAGAAGAAACCAUCUCAAAGGGAAGCUAUGAUGGGAGAUUUUACUUCAACUUCACUGGCUUCCCUUUUCCUCUUGGCCCUUUCCUCAACAGGCGCACUAUUAGAACCGAGGCUGUGAAAGGGUCCAUAUGGUUGUUUGAACAAGAGCAAGCAUUAGGGUUCAGUAGUGUAUCCACAAACAUCAGAAUGACCGUCAUCAAGCUCAAAUCUGGAGGCUUGUGGGUUCAUGCUCCCAUUGCCCCAACAAAGGAGUGCAUUCAGCUUCUGAAGGAUUUAGAUGCCCCUGUGGAGUAUAUCAUUCUGCCCACAUUUGCUUACGAGCACAAAAUAUUUGUUGGUCCGUUCUCUAGGAAGUUCCCCAAUGCAAACAUUUGGGUUGCACCAAGGCAGUGGAGUUGGCCAUUGAAUUUGCCACUUGAGUUCUUCGGGAUCUUUGGUGCCAAAACAUUGAAAGACGAGGACUUGUCAACUCCUUGGGCGGACGACAUUGAGCAAAAGGUUCUCAGUGCACCUGAAGUUGGGCUUGGGCCUUAUGUGGAGGUUGCUUUCUAUCAUAAGCGCUCAAGAUCACUUCUGGUAACCGAUGCUGUGAUUUUUGUCCCAAGAAAGCCACCUGACUGUAUUGGUAAAGAUUCACUGUUAGCCUCUGCAAAGAAUGGCUUAGCAGUCAAAAUCCUUAGUAAGGGGAAGGAAGUAUCCGAGGAGCCUGUUGUCGAUAAUCCAAUGAAUCGUCAGAAGGGUUGGGAAAGAAUGGUUCUGCAGAUCCUAUUCCUCGGUCCAUCUAAUCUCUUAGAACCCAAUGCCAGUUUUGCUCAGAUGUCCCAGAAAUUAAUAGUAUCACCCAUCGUAAAGACACUAGUAUUCAGCAAAGUACCAGAAAAGGUGAGGGAUUGGAUAGAUAGGAUCGGGAAGGACUGGAGAUUCAAGAGGAUCAUCCCAGCCCAUUUCGCUGCUCCAGUGAAUGCCAGUAGGUCAGAUUUCAUGGCUGCAUUUGCAUUUCUGGACGAUCUAUUGGGGGAACGAUAUGCUACUCGGCCAUCACUAUCUCUCCUCUUCGCAUCCAUCAUGGGGAAAGCUGCAACUUACUUCCCUCCGGAUGACAUGAAGACUCUAUCAUCCCUUGAUCAGUUCUUAGUUUCUGUUGGUGCAGUCAAGAAGACUGUCUCAGGCCGCCGGAAGAGAAAAGCAGCAUUCUAGAACUGCAAUGUAAGCAUCAUCUGUCUCUAGUACUUGCUGUUGAUAAUGCACAAAUACUUGUGCCAUAGUUUAGUCGUCAUAGUGAUUCCAAAUUUCACGAAGUUGAAUAUAUAUACCUUCGAUUUAAGCACGCAUCAACAGUUUCGACCCACAUUUUCUGCGUUUCCUCGGAUUUCAAAUAUUUUUGCAGAACAAGUCGCAAUGGCUGUGGGUUUCUUGUGUCCUUUGUGGUCAUGGAUCAUGUGGACGAAUUUGUCAUGAUUAACGUUAGGAGUCCGAUGAAGGGAUAUGUGUUGCUUGUUGUUAUGAUGUGAUUGUCGUUGGAACAUUGUUUAUAUGUUUGGUGAAAUUGGACUAUCGGUUGGCCAUAACUGUGGUACCCGCCAAAACAGAAUUCGUCCAUAUAAUGAAAAAUUUGGCCGGCGUCCCAUUCCCCAUAAAAAAAACAUCAUAAAGGCUAAAGCAAUCUAUUUCAUACAAGAAUCUACUAAUCACCAACAAUUCGGUUGAACAUUUUCUAUGAACACUGCUAGUCUAAUUGAAUAUAGAAUAAGAGUUUGG
Molecule: messenger RNA, 2472 nt
Organism: Linum trigynum
Lineage: Eukaryota; Viridiplantae; Streptophyta; Magnoliopsida; Malpighiales; Linaceae
Source: the annotation of a GenBank genome assembly